UAUAUAAAGAGCUCCAUUUCACAUGUCUCUCACACUUCACAUUAAAUUUUUUUUCAAAAUUUCGAAAUUCGAAUUCACAAAUCUCUCUCUUUAUAUAGACGAUGAUGAUGAUUAGAGGAGGAGGAGGAGGAGGAGGAGGAGGAGGAGAAGGUGAAUCGUGGUCUGAGAUGGAGGCGAUGAUAGCUAAGAAGAUGGUUGAGGAGGAGGUUGAAACAGAGAGCAGUGGUUCGUCUGAAGCUGAGACAGAGUCUCCUAGAUCCGUGGGACGUUGGAUCACGGCUAAGGAGAGAGUUAUUCAUAGCCAGGUUUUAAAGAUCAGGGAAGAGGAUCUCUGCGUUCUCCUCGAAGACAAAGUGAUGAUGAUGAAUCCAGCGGAGGAUCAUCGACGAUAUAUACGUCCACGCCGUUUAAAUCUGUUACUGAUCACUCGGCAGAACCUGCCUUGUUCUCCUCUUAGUGGUAAAGUGAGAUCUUCAGUUAACGCUGUUCAGUGAUUGGUUCCUAUAUAUCAAAGGCGAUACUAUAUCCUCUGCGUUUACUUUUUUACUUCUCUGUUUCGUUUUUUCUUUUUUUUUUUUUUUUUU
Messenger RNA from Camelina sativa (false flax), 584 nucleotides. RefSeq lists its product as uncharacterized. The record is from RefSeq and is a predicted model, not a curated record. Lineage: Eukaryota; Viridiplantae; Streptophyta; Magnoliopsida; Brassicales; Brassicaceae.